CCGGCCCCGGCUCCGCCCCGCAGCCCGCGCGGCAUGGCACGCGGUGACGCCCGGGCAACUCUCUCCCCUCGGGCCGGGGGCUUCCAUCGCACCAAGAGGGAGUCUCCUUAGAGUUGGAAAAGAAGCCAGGAUGGUGGGAUUUCUCCACCGCCGGGAGCGCUGAGGGGGGGAGGGCAUCGCCCACCCUCCUCUCACCUGCCCUUUCCCCGCUCCGCCCCAGAAGUGCUGCUUCCAGCAUGAUCGGGGCUGCUGCCCGGCCCCUGGAAGAGCGCAGGGAAGGGGUGCAGCUGCAGCGGCAGAAGCGGCGGCAGAAGCGGCAGCUGCAGCAGCGGCCCGGGGCGGGAGGACUCUGAAGGAGACAGCCACCCGUUUCGGGCGUGCGGACGGGACACGGUCGCGGCUUUCUAAAUGACGGACGGCCACAUGAGAUCAUUUAAAAAAAAAUAAACUUUGGAGGGCUGCCACCGGAGAUGUUGUCGGGGCACGGAAAUCGGGGAUCGCUCAGCGGCCUCCUCCCGGGAGCGGCUGGCGAGGCACGGAUUGAAGCUCGGGGGCCCUGAGGGAGCGGCACCGAAGGGGAGAGAGUGGCAAGAGAAUGAAGAAGCCAACUGCCCGUGAGAAGCAUGAGGUGGCCGCGCGGUGCUUGGAUUAGAGGGCGGCAGCUGAGGGUCCCGUGGGGGCCGGCACUGCCGCUGCUGGCCCUGCUGGCCCUUGGAGCCCCCGCUUGGCUCUUGGCGGCUGCCCCGGCAGUGCCCGAACAGCAUGCCGCCCCCGAUGCUGCUCCCGGCCAGCCGCCGCUCGACUGGCUGCUCGCCGACCGGGGCCCUUUCCACCGCGCGCAGGAGUACACUGACUUCACGGAGCGCUUCCGCCAAGGUUUCACCACCAGGUAUAGGAUCUACAGAGAGUUUGCCCGUUGGAAGGUGAAUAACCUGGCUCUGGAAAGGAAGGACUUUUUCAACUUGCCACUGCCUCUCGCCCCAGAGUUCAUCCGCAAUAUCCGCCUCCUGGGGCGACGACCCAACCUGCAGCAGAUCACGGAAAACCUGAUCAAAAAAUACGGGACCCACUUCUUGCUCUCAGCGACACUCGGAGGGGAGGAGUCCCUGACCAUCUUUGUGGACAAGCGGAAGCUGAGCCGAAAGGCAGAGUCGGGCGCAGCCCCCGCGGCUGCUGGGUCCGGCGGAAGCGGGAACGGCACGGCCGUGUCCCUGGAGACCCUGCAUCAGCUGGCCGCCUCCUACUUCAUAGACCGAGAGAGCACCUUACGCCGGCUCCAUCACAUCCAGAUAGCCACAGCCGCCAUCAAGGUCACGGAAACCCGGACCGGCCCUCUGGGCUGCAGCAACUAUGAUAACCUGGACUCAGUCAGUUCAGUUCUGGUGCAGAGUCCCGAAAACAAAGUACAGUUACUCGGCCUGCAGGUACUGCUGCCCGACCACCUACGGGAGCGCUUCGUGGCCGCCGCGCUCAGCUACAUCACCUGCAGCUCGGAAGGGGAGCUCAUCUGCCGGGAAAAUGACUGCUGGUGUCAGUGUGGGCCCGACUUUCCAGAAUGCAACUGUCCGGAUGCCGACAUCCAGGCCAUGGAGGACAGCUUGGUCCAGAUCCAGGAAGCCUGGGUCAUCCACAACCAGCAGUUUGAGGACUCAGAGGAGUUCCGGUCCCUGCUGCAGCGGCUCCCUGGGGACCGCUUCCUGAACACCACGACCAUCGCCCAGUUCUGGGCUGUGGACGCCAGCCUGCAGCACCGCUACCAGCAGCUGGGAGCCAGCCUGAAGCUGCUCCUCAAGAAGGCCCACCGCAUCGUCCGCCGCCUCUUCAACCUCUGCAAGCGCUGCCGCAGGCAGCCUCGCUUCCGCCUCCCCAAGGAGAGGCCAGUUUCCUACUGGUGGCACCGGAUCCAGUCCCUCCUGUACUGCACCGAGACCGCCUUCCCGGGGACGUUCCUGGAGCAGAGCCACGGCUGCGCCUGCCCCCGCGACCAGCCGGUCACCAUCUCCUCCUCCUCCUCUUCCUCUUCCUCGUCCUCCUCCUGCCAGGGCCCCAUCCCCUGCACCCUGGGCGAAGGGCCCGCCUGCGCCAGCUGCGCGGCCGACAACGGCACCCGCUGCGGAGGCUGCAACCCGGGCUUCGUGCUGAGCCAGGGGUUGUGCCGGCCGGAGGCGGCCGAGUCCCCGGAGGCCUUCCUGGGCCUGGAGACGGACCUUCAGGACCUGGAGCUCCGGUACCUGCUUCAGAAGCGGGACAGCCGCCUCGAGGUGCACGCCAUCUUCAUCAGCAACGACAUGCGCCUGGGCGGCUGGUUCGACCCGUCGUGGCGGAAGCGGAUGCUGCUCACCCUCAAGAGCAACAAGUACAAGCCCGGGCUGGUGCACGUGAUGCUGGCCCUGUCCCUGCAGAUCUGCCUCACCCGCAACAGCACGCUGGAGCCCGCCAUGGCCAUCUACGUCAACCCCUUCGGGGGCAGCCACUCGGAGAGUUGGUUCCUGCCCGUGGCUGAGGGCGACUUCCCGGACUGGGAGAGGACUAGCGUUGACGCGGCGGCCCAGUGCCAGAACUGGACCCUCACCCUGGGCAACAAGUGGAAGAGCUUCUUCGAGACCGUCCACGUCUACCUGAGGAGCCGCAUCAAGUCCCCGGACGGCAGUUCCAAUGAGACGCUCUACUAUGAGCCCCUGGAGACGGCUGAUCCCUCCAAGAACCUGGGCUACAUGAAGAUCAACAGCCUGCAGGUCUUCGGCUACAGCCUGCCCUUCGACCCCGACGCUGUCCGGGACUUGAUCCUGCAGCUCGAUUACCCCUACACGCAGGGCUCCCAGGACUCCGCCCUCCUGCAGCUCCUGGAGAUCCGUGAUCGGGUCAACAGGCUCUCGCCGCCUGGCGAGGUGCGGCUUGACCUCUUCUCCUGCCUGCUCCGCCACCGGCUCAAGCUGGCCCACAACGAGGUGGGCCGGAUCCAGGCUUCCCUGCGGGCCUUCAACGCCAGGCUGCCCAACCCCGUGGAGUACGAGACGGGCAAGCUGUGCAGCUAGCCGGAGGGGCCGCGCUCGCCACUGCCCUCUCUGAGACAGCCGAGUCGGAGUCUGGGAGCGCUCCCCUUCGAGAUGGCCGCGUCCUCUCUGGGACUUGGACCAAGGCCAGCGGGGAGGGAGGGCGGGUGGCCCUCGCCAGGAGACCCCCUCGCCAGGAGACCCCCUCCCCUCGCACCCGCACCCCUGUGCCCAUCCAGGCGGCAACAUGGCAGACGUGGGCGGGUACCAGCUGGUGCUUUCCAGAGUCAGUGCAGAUCAGUGGGCCGAGCUGGGGGGAUCUCACCUAAACGCGGCCCCCGAGACCCUCCGAUCGGGAUCCUCGCCGUCCCAAACCCAGAGCAGCACACGCUCAGCCUCCCCUCUGCUCAGUGUCACUUUUGUAUUCUUUUUAACCAGGUGUUUCUAAUAAUGUGGUCACUUCUCCUUCUCCAAGUUGGUUUUUAAGUCUUUGUAUUCUCCUCUUCUGCCUCCCUCAUCCCACCUGGAGGCCUCCCACCCCUUGCCCACCACCCUGCCACUGUUCCUGAAUGGGGCAAGUGGUUGGGGCAUGGGGAAGGGAAAUCUGCUUCUUCCUUCAACUACAGACCCGUUCGCGUUUCUCCUCUCCUGGGCAGAACCAGGGUCCCCCCGCACCCUGUGCCCCGCUGACAACCCGCGCCUCCUUCUCUCCAGCAAGAACCGGCCCCCUGAGGCAAAAACUGUUCAGUUAGGAAGAGGUGAAACUGCAAGAGGAGGGGACUUUUCUUUUUUAUUUAAAAAAAAAAAAGUAUUUAUUUUCCAAUUGUUUUCUUGUCCAGCCGAGUGACAUCCUAGUAACACUGAUCUGAUUUAGUAUAUUUUUUAAAAAUGCCUUUGGAGGAAAACAAAAAGAGAGAAAGAGGAAAACAAUAUAGUUCCCUGAUUCGCCUGAAUUUUUUUAAGCUGCUAAUGUGCAAUAUGUGGUCCGGGCCUGGAUGAGUGAGUUGGUGGGUGGACGGAUGAGGCUGAGAAGAGGGGUUGCAGGAGGAUAAGGUGAGGGGGGAGAGAGAGAGAGAGAGAGAGAGAGAGAGAGAGAGAGAGAGAGAGAGAGAAUGUGUGUGUGUGUGUGUGUGUGUGCGUGCGCGCUCACGCACACACGUGCUUACACUCUGCAAGAAGGAAGGAGUGCAAAGUGGCCAGGAAGUCAUCUUCCCCUCCCCGUUUCCUUGCUCCAACAACAAAGCCAGUGCUGAGGGGCACUGCUCAUGAGCUGGGCAUUCUAGGACUGACCCCCGCAGGGCCAGUGGACUAACAGCCUUGCCUCAACAUCAUCUACUCCCUUGGGAUGCUACGUGAAAUGUCGGUGGAGGGAGAUGCCUCUUAAGCUCUGCCGCCCACCACCCCCUCUCCUCUGUCUACCCCCUGUUGCCAGAUGCCCCCCAGACUCUCAGGGGAGACCCCCUAGCCUGAAGUCCCAGGUAGGUGGGAGGGAGCAGAAGAGUAGGAUUGAAGGAGGAGGAAGGGGAGGGGUUUAAUGGAUGAUGGAGUAGGGCACUGGGGGCAGGGGAGAGGCAGAUCUCCGUUUCCUCCCUUUUGCUGACCUUCAGCUAUUUUUUUUUAAUUCAGAAAAGCAGCAAUAGCCCCUGAUAUGGAGGAAUAAUAAUUUCCCCCCUGGUAUUUUGUGACCUGGUUUAGAAACCUCUUCAGGACCCUGAGAUUGCCUCCUCCGUCUCCAUCCUUGGUUCACACCCAAUCUUUCCAGGGUGUGGGAGGAAUAUCCAGCCCUUAUUUGGGAGCAGGGUACCAGGCAAAUACAAAGCAUUUGGUUAAGGAUCGUCUCUACCAGGUGUUUUGGAAUUAGGUGAAAAAGCUCCUUUAGUGAGCCUGUCCUAAAAGUGUCCUAGCUAACAUUAGACUGGGCCAAAUCACUUGACUUAGUCCACAGGGCUCCAGAGGUCCUAAGAGAUAAAGAGGCCCAGGUCACGGCUGCCUUCCGACCUUCCAGUGAAGACUUCUGGGUUGGAAAUAUGGCCUAACAAUAUCGGGUAGGGCUCAAUUCAGGCAUCGUGGAGUCUAUUUCUGACUCAGCCGCUGUCACCCUCUGCAAAGUCUCUCUGGGCCUACGGCUUCACUCGUGAAAUGGGGCUAACAUAGCUGUCAUCAGCAUCCACAGGACUGCUGAGAUGAGCUGGGGGUGGGUGUUGGGGGAAAAGGCUUUGAAAGCAUUCAGAUGAAAGGUGCUGGAUAAGUGCAAAGUGAGUGUGAAAAGUCUGAUUUUCUCAUUCCAUAGAUGUCUCCAUGUUGUGUGCAUGGUUGGAUGGAUUCUUACCUCCCUCAACAAUUGGAGGCCCCCUCCUGCCUCUGGGGUGGGAGUUGUCACCUCUCUUAUACAGUUCAGAACGAGACUUGGAUGGCGCAAGAGGGAGGAGGCAAGGAGUGCAGUACACGGUUGCCACUACCUAGCCAAAAUGGUAGCGUCCCAGGGUUUGUCAGACCCCCGGGAUGCUGCCCACUAACAUGGCCAUCCGACUGCUCCUCGUAUCCGCAGCGGGUUUCCUCUGUCGAACUUGGGAGGCUGUCGUGACACGAGUCAGGGGUCUGGGUUUUAGAAACACACUGGACAGGUCUGUGUGGGUGAGGCGUGAUUUUUCAAGAUCAUCAUUUGGGUAGAAAAAGGUAUUUGGGGCUCAGAUCUGCUCUAGACGAGCCCCAUGCUGAGCUCCAAACUAGCGCUCGCAGGACUGUGGCCAGGCCAGACAUACCAGACCUAUGGCUCGGAGCUCCCCCCGCCCCUGUGCCCACUUCCAUGCCCACCCCAGGCACCGAGUGCUCACCCUCCCAUCCGUCCAGCAACCCGGGAGCUCAUGCUGGGCUUCCGCAGCCCUGAAUCCAUCUCUCACAUACACCCAUAGGGCUACUGUCAAAAGGGCCGGCUCCCAGGCAAUAGAUCAGUCAAUAAAUAGAUGGUAUUUAUUGAGCACUGACUCUGUGCAGUCUCCAAAAUGCAAUCUGCCUGCCCAGGCCCCGACCUCUCGAACUUCAGGGCAACUGGGGAACUUUGCAACAUAAAAUCGCUGGUAGCAAAUUCCCUGUCACCAACAUCAGCCUUCUCAGCCACCCAUGGAUGGUAUCUUCCCACCAGUAAUUACACCUUCACAAAUGAAGGACAGCUAGGUGAAUAUCUCCCUCUCCCUAUAUGUGUAUAUACAUAUAUGCAUAUGUAUAUAUCUAUAUAUAUAAAAUACAUCUGGCUUAUGACACAAGAGCCACUAAAGCCAGGAAGCCAAAGGCAGGUUCCAUGGGCUGUUUGCAACCUGUUUGCCCCAUCAGUCAAUUGCCUUCUCCCCAUCUGCUCUAGGAGUGAGCCGGUUACCGUUCUGAAGCUGAGCUGAGAUUGUGAGCCUCUCAUGGGCAGGGAUUGUCUCUCUUUGUUGCUGAAUUGUACUUUCCAAGUGCUUAGUAUAGUGCCCUGCACAAAGUAAGCCUUCAAUAAAUACGACUGAAGGAACCAAUGAAAGAAUUGGCCAACAGACAUUCCUAAUUUCAAUUAGGAUUGCAGAGAACUAAGCUCAUGACCAGCUCUCAUCAUCAUCAUCGAUAUCAAGUAUGGUGAUGACACCAACAAACAACCCUAGAAGUGCUCCAAUCUCAGCUACUCCUCUUAUAUUUCUUUCGAGAAAGCAGUCUCACCUUCAGGGACCCGGCUGGGGCGAAGGGGGCCGGUCUUGGCGGAAUCAGACCGGAGACUGCCAGCAGAAUGAUGUCAAAGCCGCAGGCGGGUUUGGGGAAUGGUGGAGGAGGUCAGCUGUGUGGGGAGAGCCAGGUGGUCACGAGGGGGUCCUCCUGGGAGCAGAGAUGAAGAUGAUGCGAGUUGAUGGAGGCCCUCCCUCAUGGAGAUGGGAGCCACCGUCCUCUCUAUUUCUUGGAGGCUGCCAAUGGCCUAUUCUGGGUGUGGUUGCAAAUGAAAGAAAUGUCAGCAGGAGAGUGUCAACACUGGAGGUCCUGGCAAGAAGGACAAAAUCUCAGGGCACUGAUGUGUUCUGAGAAACCACAAACAAGAAUUGCAGCCUUUUUUAUGAUUCCAAAUAAAUAAUGUACCAUAUGGAUUAA
This is a messenger RNA of Ornithorhynchus anatinus (platypus), 7103 nucleotides long. It is a transcript of the gene BRINP2, whose product is annotated as BMP/retinoic acid inducible neural specific 2. Gene Ontology annotation, biological process: negative regulation of mitotic cell cycle; positive regulation of neuron differentiation. The record is from RefSeq and is a predicted model, not a curated record. Lineage: Eukaryota; Metazoa; Chordata; Mammalia; Monotremata; Ornithorhynchidae. The transcript is spliced from 8 exons. The coding region runs from base 624 to 3035 and encodes 803 amino acids.